Molecule: messenger RNA, 687 nt
Organism: Salvelinus namaycush (lake trout)
Lineage: Eukaryota; Metazoa; Chordata; Actinopteri; Salmoniformes; Salmonidae
Product: claudin-4-like
Exons: 1
Coding region: 1-687 (228 amino acids)
Biological process (GO): bicellular tight junction assembly; cell adhesion
Cellular component (GO): plasma membrane; bicellular tight junction
Molecular function (GO): structural molecule activity
Source: RefSeq, a predicted model, not a curated record
AUGAAGCGGCAGUUGGAGCUAGCUGCAUUGGGCCUGGGCAUUACAGGCUGGCUGUGCGCCAUCCUCACCCGCUGCCUGCCCCUGUGGAAAGUCAGCGGCACUCUGGACAACUCCACAGCCACGCUGCCAGCAUACUGGGAUGGGGUGUGGCUGGAAUGGAACCACUGGGACCUCAACCAUGACGGUAGCCUCCACUGCUCCUUCUACCAGUCUUUGUUAUCACUCUCUGGAAACUUCCAAACAUGGAGAAGCUUGAUCAUGGCUUCUAUAGGUGCUGGAGCUUUUGCUGUGGUCAUCAGUAUCAUUGGAGAGGUGUGGUUUCCGAAGAGGAAUCAGGUGAAAGUUGUCUCCGGUGUGGUGUUUGUGCUGUCUGGAAUACUGCUGCUUGUCCCUGUCGCUUGGACCUGCCACCACACUAAUAAGCCACUGGAGGGCGCUGUGGUGCUGAGGAGAGACUGGGGAGCUGCUCUGUACAUAGGAUGGAUCUCCUUCUCUCUGAUGGUAGUAGGGGGAGGGUUUCUCAGUACUAGAUGCCUCAUGUUCCAGCAGCAGGAUGAGUCAGAAAGAGGGAGUUACCCUCCAGGUUAUCCUGGGGCAGAGCAGGAGCCAACCAACCCCCUGGAUACUAUCCACAGGACUGCUUUUAGACACAGCCAGUAUGCUCGGGCAACAACACGGCCUUCAUGA